Syngnathus typhle (broad-nosed pipefish) is the source of this 4908-nucleotide messenger RNA. Its product is annotated as FYVE, RhoGEF and PH domain-containing protein 5-like. The transcript has 21 exons. NCBI's taxonomy places the organism in Eukaryota, Metazoa, Chordata, Actinopteri, Syngnathiformes, Syngnathidae. The coding region runs from base 154 to 4104 and encodes 1316 amino acids. The record is from RefSeq and is a predicted model, not a curated record. Gene Ontology annotation, cellular component: cytoplasm. Gene Ontology annotation, molecular function: metal ion binding; guanyl-nucleotide exchange factor activity.
UUGAAUGGCGAGGACCCAGCAAACACCAGCUGAGUUUUUUGCCCACCGUAAAAAAAAAACGUCACGAGGACUUUAUGCAUCUUUUUAGGUAUAUUUGAGUGCACCUGAAGCUGCUUCUGUGGACGACAUGCGGGAGACGUUCGAUUCCUCAAAAUGAACACAGAUUGCACCAACAAGCCCUGUGUCGCUCCAAAGCCAACACUUGCUUGUCCCUCCCAUGUGAUGUUCAUGUCCUCAGCCAGGGGUCCCAAACCUUCUGUUGCCCCCAAACCUAUCCUGAAGCAUCAUUCCAGGGAACCCCUACGAUCUGGUAUCGCAGAGGGAUACAUUAACGGGGUUCUCAACGGAGAGACAUUUUCGGACCACCGUGACGUGUCAUCACAAAGACGAACUUUAAGUGAGAACCAACAGGAUGACGAGGACUGGAGACUAACGGACAGCGCCCUCACGGAUGAGCUGGACUCCCUGGACACGCUGUGGACCAGCGACGACCGGCUCACCACCGACUCGGAGAUGAUUGACACCACGGAUGUGACAGAGGACAUGGACGAAGAUGCGGGCGAGGCGCUGGCUGACACGGACGGCCUCUCCAUGGGAGACGUUUCCGUUAACAGCGUGGAUGAGGAAAAAGGGGCCGGGAUGGAGAAGAUGGCGCUGAGGCGGGAAGAGGUAGAUGACACGGCCGAGUCUCUCACUGAUGAUGUCCUUCGUGAACCCAGUCAACAAGCAUCCACUCCUAAUAAUGGAAUUUGCUGUAUGGCUCCAAAGGUUGACCAUGAAAAUAUUGCAAAGCUGGAGCUCAGCGCAGUUGAGGAAGACCACAACAUUCCAUUUGGUGACCAGAAACGAAUCUGUCGUGAAGCUAAAAAGCACAUCGUCUUGGAAGACCGUCAAAGCCACGAGCCUUAUUAUGUAUCUCCAGAGGACAUUAUCAAGAAAGAGAUGAUCCCAAAUCAGAAUCAAGCCAGUCCACGUUCACCACUGAGGCAAGGUGACCACAAGUGUCAAGGCCAAAAAGGAUACCAGAGGAGUAAAUCCAUGACAAGUGAAGAGCAAAGACUAGAUGCCUCGUUAAAUCGUUCGUACUGCCAACCCAAAUUUCAUCUGCUCUGCAACUCCGACACCCCGUCAUCUUUUACGGGAAACCAAGCGCUUGUACCGGGAAAAUCCGACUUCUUCCGGCACGCUUUAGGCGAUGACAUCACUGAUCUGGACAUUGGCGACGACCACCUCUACGAAGAUCCGGGAGAUGAUAGCUCAGAGGGGGAGAAUGUCUUCCCUUUGAGCCGGAGCACAUCGGGAACGUGCUCUCGCUCGCUGUCGCAUCACAUGAACAGCGAGGCGGGAGGGCGCCUCGUAUACGGUCCCAGGUUCAGUCAGAGAGGACCCGUGUUGAGCAGCAGCCCAAUGUUGAAGAGCUACCCCAAACCUCACUAUCUGCCCCUGUACCCUUCGUCCUCCACGUCCACCCCCGGUUGUCCCCACAGAAACACAGAAGGCUCGCCUUGCGGAAGGUUCUCGAGAUGCACGCCGUUGUCGUCCAGCGGCUUGUCGACACCCACGUCCGUCGUGGACAUCCCGCCGCCUUUUGAACUGGCCUACAUCACCAAGAGACCCAUCACCAAGAGUUCACCCUCGCUGCUCACUGACACGGACUCCUCGGAGAAAAACCGAAAGAAGAAAUCCUCCAUUAAGCGCUUCCUGAUGCUCAGGUUUAGACGGAAAGAGGAAAGCAAGUCAUCUAAGCAGUCCUCAUCUGAAUGCGAGUCCAGCCACCUGACACCCAACAGACUGCUGGAUCUGGAUCGGCGCAGCGUGGCUAGUUCUCCGCGGCUCCUUCAGCGUUCUGCUUGCCAAGCAUCACCCGAGACGGCACCUGCCUUCCUGUUCUACCCGAACGCCACAAGAACAGGAAGCUCGGUGGCCUUCCUCAAUCGCAGCGUGGUACGGGUGGAGUCUUUUGAGGAGCGCUCCCGUGUGCCUUUCUCGCCACUACCCCUCACCAAACCUCGCUCCAUCUCCUUCCCCAAUGCCGAUACCUCGGACUAUGAAAAUGUUCCCCCCGUUAACUCGGACUACGAGAACGUUCAAGUCCUGCAGUGGAGAGCCGUGCGACCGCUGCCUUUGGGCGACUUCUUUGAGCGUCCCACGCGGGUGCUGUCGUCUGCCAAUGAGACGGACGGUUACGUGGACAUGAGUAGCCUCCCUGGUUUUGAUGUCAGGGCCAAGUCAGCUCAACAGGAAGCAGAGAGCGCCUCGACAGACGUCUACCAAGUGUGUUCACUUGCUGCUGGGCCGGAAAAUGUGACAUCCAGUUCUGUCAAUGGACCCACAAGAGCUGAUGAAGAUGCCGGACGCACCUCGGAGGAGGAAGAUGCUGGUGGCGAAAGCAACUAUGAUAGACAGAUGGACGGACGAUCCCGAGCUUUUUACAUCGCAAUGGAUCUACUGGACACCGAGAGACUACAUGUGAAAGCACUCAAGCUUCUACAGGAAGACUUUCGGGAAGCAGUAGGGACCGCUGUGACGGAUGAUGGAGAGCCUGUUUUGGAUGAAAAAAGACUGUGCGAGAUUCUCAACGAGUUGCCCGACGUCUACCUGCUGCACCGCACGAUCCUCACCGAGCUCGAGAAUCGAACUCGGCACUGGGAGGAGAGCCAGAGGAUCGCAGACAUCUUCCUCUCCAGGAAGGCAGAGUUCUUGCUCUUCACCACCUACAUCGGGCAUUACGACCGAAGUAUGAACCUGCUGGAGGAGAGCUGUCGAACCUCAGCUGCUUUUGAGGCCAUCGUACAAAAGUUUGAGCAGCAGAAUCCAUCGGGGGAAAAAGUUUCUCUAAAGCAACAACUCCUGCAGGUGAUCGUGCGUGUGGCUCAAUACCGCAUGAUCCUCACAGAUUACUUGAACAACCUCUCCCCUGACUCACAAGAAUAUGAGGACACCCAAGCUGCUGUUGUGAUCGUGGCAGAUAUUGCAGACCAGGCGAAUGACAGUUUAAGACAUGGGGAGAACUUGCUGCGCUUGGUCAACAUUGAGUAUAGUGUUCACGGCCAGCGGGACCUGCUGCAGCCUGGUCGGGUGUUUGUGAAGGAGGGCACCCUGAUGAAGGUCAGCAGGAGGAGCCGACAGCCUCGCCACCUGUUUUUGAUGAACGACAUGUUACUUUACACUUAUCCGCAACAGGAUGGAAAAUACAGAUUGAAGAACACUUUGUCACUUACUGGAUUGAAGGUCAGUAAACCAAUCAUUGAAAAUGUCCAACACGCUCUGAGGAUGGAGGGGAAUGACAUCUCCAUCACCUUGUCUGCAAGCUCCUUCAUUGAAAGUGAAGACUGGUUUUACACUUUGAGUCACACCGUGAGUGAACACAACCGAGGAGCCGUGCCGUUCAGCAACUGCUCAGACGCCAGAGAUCAUCAGCGUUUCACCUUAGGCGAAAAACCCCCCACUCUCGUUCCAGUGUCUCAAGUGAUGAUGUGUAUGAACUGCACGUCGGAUUUCAGCCUGACUUUACGUAGACAUCACUGCCACAGCUGCGGGAGGAUUGUUUGCAGGAGCUGCUCCAAGAAUAGAUAUCCACUCAAGUACAUGAAGGAACGUAUGGCCAAAGUGUGUGACCACUGCUACAACGAGCUCAGGAAGAGAGGAGAGGACCCUUGUGCCCUCCCGGCCAAGAGCAGCCCUCGUGUGAGCCGAACCACUCGUCCGCUCUCCUCUGUCUUCCAAAGCCUUCACCCUCCAAACAUUUGGAGGCAUCGCAAAGGCAUGCUCACCUUCAACCAGGUGACCGUAUCCGAUGAGGGCUCUAUUAGCGGCAGUCUACAUCGUAGCAAGAAGAGCAAGCGGAACUGGAAGAGAUUGUGGUUCCUCCUAAAAGACAAGGUGCUUUACACCUACAGAGGCCAAGAGGAGAAGGUUGCUUCAGAGAGUUUGCCGUUGUUGGGCUUUACGGUCAAGCUACCAGAAAGCUACCAAGGGGAUGACGACGCCUCCAAUGUGUUCCAGCUUUAUCACAAAAAUACUUUGUACUAUACGUUUAGAGCAGAGGACAACUUCACAGCCCAGAGGUGGGUCAACGCCAUGGAGGAGGCCACCGUUUUAUAGGACCAAAUCAUUCCACCCUUUCAAAAACAAGAACUGUGAGAUCCAAAAGGGGAAAGAAAACUUGAUUAUGUCUGCAAACUGGGAAUUCCCUGGCCAAUACUGCAGGAAAGUAUUGAAAAAGACACAGUGUUCUUUGUGGCGAGGGGUGGGGGUGGGGGGUAACUUUUUGGUUUACGGUUGCAACCUUGCAGCAGGUGUGAUGCUGUGCACCACACAAAGCGCUGGCCCAGAUACCUUGCCAGUCAUGUGACGUAACCUCUAGCCCUAGUAGCGCACUGGCCGACUGCAGAGCAUGUUGGGUUAUUGUCACUGUUUGGAGAGUGGCAGAGGAAAUGCACAGCUCUCCUUAUUUUUAGAUUAUUUAAUCCUCCCCUUGAUGUUAUUCGUCAUCAUGACUGGUUUCAUUUCUAUCAAAUGAAGCACCUGAAUCUUGUACUGUAAUAUUUGAUUUUUUUUUUUGCACUGAUAGAAAAAGACUACAUAGGAAAAGUUAUAAAUUCAUAAAAGAAAGCACACAUACUCCUCAUCAGUUUUAUGUGGACCAUUUCAUUGUACUGUAUAGUUUAGUGCAGUGUUGCCCGCCAUUUAUUGCGGGGAAAAAAAGGAACAUUUAUGUUAGAAAAACCUCACGGCACACUAAAAAAAGAUGUCAUCAAAAGUGGAUACUGUAUGAAAUAAUAGGUAAUAAUUCAUCUACUCAACAAUAUUGUUACUCUGUUGAAUACACCUGAACAUUUUUUGUUGGUGCCCCCUCUGAAAAAAUAAGAAAAUCCGAAGAAAAAUAAAGAAACGAGAGGAGAACUA